Messenger RNA from Symphalangus syndactylus (siamang), 3043 nucleotides. It is a transcript of the gene ERV3-1, whose product is annotated as endogenous retrovirus group 3 member 1, envelope. The record is from RefSeq and is a predicted model, not a curated record. Lineage: Eukaryota; Metazoa; Chordata; Mammalia; Primates; Hylobatidae.
UUGCAGGAAUUGUGCCUUGGAUCCAUCCAUCCAGUCAGCUGAAACCAUCAGCCCAGGACAAGUGGACCAGCCAACAGGACCUAGACCAUGCAACCCAGCUGAUCCUACGACGGAACCAAGGUGCCAGUGAGAUGACAACAGCCCUGCUCUGGUCACUCCGGAAGCUGACCAGUCCACGCACGGCUGAAGCUUGAGGAGACAACAGCCCUGCUCUAGUCACCCCGGAAGCUGACUAGUCUACGCACGGCCGAAGCUUGAGUCAUCAUCAGGGAAGUAAAUGUGGUUAGAAAUCUGAAGUCCAGUAAUUUUCCUUGUAAUAUUGAUUAUUUUGCUAUUAAGCUGUCACUUUGCUCAGCCUUCUCCCCCUGGGAAAAAGCCUUUUCUGUCCAUGCUGGGUAUGAACAUGCUACUCAUCACUUUGUUCUUGCUACUCCCCUUAUCCAUGUUAAAAGGAGAACCCUGGGAGGGAUGCCUCCACUGCACCCACACUACAUGGUCAGGGAACAUCAUGACUAAAACCCUGUUGUAUCACACUUAUUAUGAGUGUGCUGGGACCUGCCUAGGAACUUGUACUCACAACCAGACGACCUACUCAGUCUGUGACCCAGGAAGGGGCCAGCCUUAUGUGUGUUAUGACCCUAAGUCUUCACCUGGGACCUGGUUUGAAAUUCAUGUCAGGUCAAAGGAAGGGGAUCUUCUAAACCAAACCAGGGUCUUUCCCUCUGGCAAGGGUGUCAUAUCCUUAUACUUUGAUGUUUGCCAGAUAGUAUCCAUGGGCUCACUCUUUCCCGUAAUCUUCAGUUCCAUGGAGUACUAUAGUAGCUGCCAUAAAAAUAGAUGUGCAUCCCCUGCUUGUUCCACCGAUUCCCCAGUAACAACUUGCUGGGACUGCACAACGUGGUCCACUAACCAACAAUCACUAGGGCCAAUUAUGCUUACCAAAAUACCAUUAGAACCAGAUUGUAAAACAAGUACUUGUAAUUCUGUAAAUCUUACCAUCUUAGAGCCAGAUCAGCCCAUAUGGACAACAGGUUUAAAAGCACCGCUAGGGGCACGAGUCAGCGGUAAAGAAAUUGGGCCAGGAGCCUAUGUCUAUCUAUAUAUAAUAAAGAAAACUCGGACCCGCUCAACCCAACAAUUCCGAGUUUUUGAGUCAUUCUAUGAGCAUGUUAACCAGAAAUUGCCUGAGCCCCCUCUCUUGGCCAGAAACUUAUUUGCCCAACUGGCUGAAAACAUAGCCAGCAGCCUGCACGUCGCUUCAUGUUAUGUCUGUGGGGGAACGAACAUGGGAGACCAAUGGCCAUGGGAAGCAAGGGAGCUAAUGCCCCAAGAUAAUUUCACUCUAACCGCCUCUUACCUGGAACCUGCACUGUCAAGUCAGAGCAUCUGGUUCUUAAAAACCUCCAUUAUUGGAAAAUUCUGUAUUGCUCGCUGGGGAAAGGCCUUUACAGACCCAGUAGGAGAGUUAACUUGCCUAGGACAACAAUAUUACAAUGAGACACUAGGAAAGACUUUAUGGAGGGGCAAAAGCAAUAAUUCUGAAUCACCGCACCCAAGCCCAUUCUCUCGUUUCCCAUCUUUAAACCAUUCUUGGUACGAACUUGAAGCUCCAAAUACCUGGCAGGCGCCCUCUGGCCUCUACUGGAUCUGUGGGCCACAGGCAUAUCAACAACUGCCAGCUAAAUGGUCAGGGGCCUGUGUACUGGGGACAAUUAGGCCAUCCUUCUUCCUAAUCCCCCUAAAACAGGGAGAAGCCUUAGGAUACCCCAUCUAUGAUGAAACUAAAAGGAAAAGCAAAAGAGGCAUAACUGUAGGAGAUUGGAAGGACAAUGAAUGGCCUCCUGAAAGAAUAAUUCAAUAUUAUGGCCCAGCUACCUGGGCAGAAGGUGGAAUGUGGGGAUACCGCACCCCAAUUUACAUGCUUAACCGCAUUAUAAGAUUGCAGGCAGUACUAGAAAUCAUUACCAAUGAAACUGCAGGGGCCUUGAAUCUGCUUGCCCAGCAAGCCACAAAAAUGAGAAAUGCCAUUUAUCAAAAUAGACUGGCCUUAGACUACCUCCUAGCCCAGGAAGAGGGAGUAUGUGGAAAGUUCAACCUAACUAACUGCUGCCUGGAAAUUGAUGACAAAGGAAAGGUCAUCGAAGAAAUAACUGCUAAAAUCCAAAAGUUAGCCCACAUCCCAGUUCAGACUUGGAAAGGAUAGUCUCCAGAUUCCCUCUUCAGAGGUUGGUUCUCAUCCCUUGGAGGAUUUAAAACCUUAGUACAAAUAGUUCUAGCCAUAUUGGGAGUUUGCCUUAUACUCCCUUGUCUCUUACCUCUCAUUGUCAAAAAUAUCCAAACAGCCAUAGAGGCUCUUGUGGACAGACAGACUACCACAUGACUAAUGGCCCUAAGUAUUAACCCCUGCCAAGAAAAGAGCUACUUCCUCUUGAAGAACUGAAUGAAGAUAGUGAUGCUUUCUAUUAAACUUUACUUAUAAAAAGCAUCAAAGUGGGGAAUGAAGCAGGAAAUAUAAAAGGGAAAACAAGUCCUUUCCUGACCAGUCUGACUCACUCCAAAGUCCUGCUGGAGCUAUGAUAAUUAUCUGCAAGGCCAGGCAGGGGCUCCAAAGGAACGGGCUCCAGGAGCAGGGAUGAGAAAAACAAGUUCUCCUUAUCAGUUUCCCCCUUUGAAAUUCUCUCCCCAUACCAUUAUUCUUUGUUCUGCUCUCACAACUAUUUUUGUAACUAUUUCUGCAAGUCUGUAAAGAUUUUGUAAGUUUUUGUUUUUCUUUCUGUAGCAUGGCAAGGUCACAAGACAUGUUUAAGUAAGGUAGGCUCAUGUUGCAAAGCCUGUUGUAAAACCUGUCACGGUAUGAUUAACUGCCUUUGUUCUGCUUCUGUAAGACGGCUUUUUCACCUCACAGGUUUUGUGCCAAAAACCUGACUUGCCCCUGCCUGAUGCAUGUAUAAAAGUCAAGCCCUGUCUUUGUUCAGGACUCAGCCUUUGGAUGUUAAUCCGCUGGGCUGGUGGCCACUUAAAUAAAAUCUUCCUGUUCCACCCA